This is a messenger RNA of Budorcas taxicolor (takin), 1428 nucleotides long. RefSeq names its product bone morphogenetic protein 3 (gene BMP3). The transcript has 3 exons. Gene Ontology annotation, biological process: SMAD protein signal transduction; osteoblast differentiation; BMP signaling pathway. The coding region runs from base 1 to 1428 and encodes 475 amino acids. NCBI's taxonomy places the organism in Eukaryota, Metazoa, Chordata, Mammalia, Artiodactyla, Bovidae. The record is from RefSeq and is a predicted model, not a curated record. Gene Ontology annotation, molecular function: cytokine activity; growth factor activity. Gene Ontology annotation, cellular component: extracellular region.
AUGGCCGGGGCGCGCGGGCUGCUCCAUCUGUGGCUGAGCUGCUUGUGUGUGAGCCUGGCGCAGGGACAGAGACUCAGGCAGCCCUUCCCGGAGCUCCGCGUGGCUGUGCGGGCCGACCGCGCGGCAGGUGGCGGCCCCGAAUCCCCGCUGCAGCCCCUCGACCAGCUGUCGGAGCACAUGCUGCGGCUCUACGACAGGUACAGCGGCGGCCGAGCCGAGGAGGCGCGGACACCCGGGAACUCGGAGCGGGGCUCGCCGUCUUUGCGCCCCCAGCCGCUGCGCGAGGGCAACACGGUUCGCAGCUUUCGAGCCGGAGCCGCAGGAAUGCUUGAAAACAAGGAACUGCAUAUUUUUAACCUGACUUCUCUAACAAAGUCAGAAAACAUUUUAUCAGCCACACUGUAUUUCUAUAUCAGAGAGCUGAUAAAUAUAAGCCUAAGUUGUCCUGUGUCCCAGGAAUGCUCACAUCAUAGCCAGAGGAAACACAUUCAGAUUGACCUCUCUGCGUGGAUCCUCAAAUCCAGUGGAAACCAAAGUCAACUCCUGGGUCAUCUUUCGGUAGAUGGAGGGAAACCUCAUGGAGACUUUGUGUCCUGGCUGUCAAAAGACAUCACCCAACUUUUGAGGAAAGCCAAGGAAAAUGAGGAGUUUCUCAUAGGAUUUAACAUUACUACCAAAGGACACCAGCUGCCAAAGAAGAUGACACCCAGUCCCGAGCCUUAUAUCUUGGUGUAUGCCAAUGAUGCCGCCAUUUCUGAGCCGGAGAGUGUGGUGUCAAGCUUACAAGGACACCGGAAUUUCCCCACUGGAGCUGUGCCCAAACUGGACAGCCACAGUAGGGCUGCCCUUCCUAUGGAACGGAGGAGGAGGAAGCGCUCUACGGGGGUCCUUCUGCCUCUGCAGAACAAUGAGCUUCCUGGGGCAGAAUAUCAGUACAAGGAGGAUAGAGUAUGGGAGGAGAGGAAGCCUUACAAGACUCUUCAGACUCAGCCCCCUGACAAGAGUAAGAGCAAAAAGAAACAGAGGAAGGGGCCUCAACAGAAGAGCCAGACGCUCCAGUUUGAUGAACAGACCCUGAAGAAGGCAAGAAGAAAGCAAUGGAUUGAACCCCGGAAUUGUGCCAGACGGUACCUUAGAGUGGACUUCGCAGAUAUUGGCUGGAGCGAAUGGAUUAUCUCCCCCAAGUCCUUCGAUGCCUAUUACUGCUCCGGAGCAUGCCAGUUCCCCAUGCCAAAGUCUUUGAAGCCAUCCAAUCAUGCUACCAUCCAGAGUAUAGUGAGAGCCGUGGGGGUCGUUCCUGGAAUUCCUGAGCCUUGCUGUGUGCCCGAAAAGAUGUCCUCACUCAGCAUCCUGUUCUUUGAUGAAAAUAAGAAUGUGGUACUUAAAGUAUAUCCAAACAUGACAGUAGAGUCUUGUGCUUGCAGAUAA